AAGCACUUGAUUAGUAUUGUCUGCUUUAAACUAUCUUUUUCAUCUAUCCAGGUAAUCCAUUACGGAAAAAUACCCACCACCUUUUUGUCGGUGCAGGUGGUAUCUCCAUAAAAUUUCUGCACCAAUCACAGAUAGCAUAGCUUGAAGUGUAUAAGUAUCUAUAUCGAGGGUUUCUCUUGACAUCCAAAUCUCUUCAAACAACAAUUGCUUGCUUUGCAUACUCGACGAUCAUGUAUUCGCUCAUCCCGAUCCUUUCCUUAGCCGCCGCCCUUCUAGGGGGAGUCUCUGCCGCUCCAGUGUUAGAGGCACGAGCAGCCGCCAGAACUUCUGCUCCAUCCGGUGCGGUCGUGGUCGACAAGACUGGUGCUACACCAGGGUCAUACACCACCUUCCAGCAAGGAGUAGAUGCUCUCUCUACCACCACCACAGCUAAUCAAUACCUCUUCAUCCACCCCGGUGUUUACACUGAACAAGUCUACGUCCCGGCCCUUCAAUCCAACCUCACAAUCCAGGGCUAUACCGAAGAUGCAACCACAUAUGCUGGUAACCAAGUCACUCUUACCUACAACCUUGCUCUCAUAAAUACUACCAACGAUGAUUUGACAGCUACUUUACGUCAAUGGAACAAGAACACCAAAGUCUACAACCUCAUCAUCAAAAACACAUUCGGGCACAUCAACUCAAAUGGUCAAAACCUCGCUAUUUCUGCACGUAAGACAACCGAUUUACUAUUCUAACCUACAUCAUGAACUAGGUUCUUUGCCAGGAUUCAUCUUCUCUAGCACCUCACUUUUAGACACAAUUACUAACUUUUGUUGUUCAUAGACACUAAAAACCAAGGAUACUACGCUACUCAAUUCAUUGGAUAUCAAGAUACCAUCUUGGCCAACACCGGUACUCAACUCUAUGCCAAAUGUCUCGUCGUCGGUGCCAUCGAUUUCAUUUUCGGACAGACAGCUCAAGCCUGGUUCGAGAACAACGAUAUCCGUACUAUUGCCGGUGGAAGUAUCACAGCUUCCGGACGUUCCUCCGACUCUAACCCAUCUUGGUAUGUGAUCAACAACUCAAACGUGGACAACAUCAAUUCCACCGUCGCAACAAACAAGAACUACUUGGGACGCCCAUGGUCAAACUAUGCAAGAGUCGUUUUCCAAAACACCUACUUGGGAAGUAACAUUAAGGCUGCUGGCUGGAGUACUUGGUCUACUAGCACCCCAAACACUGAUCACGCUGUUUUUGAAGAGUAAGUUCUCAUUUCCAUCUUUCCGAUCUCCUUCAUUGAGAUCUUCUCAUUUUCCUGCCUCAAUCCUGUCACCAUCUUGACGCUCCAUCCAUUCUCUCAUUUUUCCUCCCCCUACAGGAAAUACACUAACCACCUUCCAGAUACAACAACUCAGGACCCGGUGCCGCUGGACCCCGAGCAAGCUUCAGUUCUUCCAUCACUUCACCCAUUGCCAUUGAAACAGUAUUGGGAAGUGCAUACUUGAAUGAAUGGUGGGUUGAUGCCAGUUACUUGUAAGGGGAUAGCGAUGAAUGGAUGGAUGGAGGGAGGGGGAGAAUCCAAAGAUGUAAUGGUGGAGUUGAAGCGCGAAGAUGUUUAGUUGAUGAAUUUAUGAUUAGUUAUUCACUUUUGUUUUAAUUUUUCCGUUUUAUGAUGAUAUGGUGAUGGAUUUGUUAAUAUGCAAUUUCACAGUUUGUUCGUGAAAAUAGUAACCCAUUAUAGGAAUGAUGGGGUCAGAGAGAUAUUAGCAUAUUUCUUACUUAGGAUAAUUGAAUACGUAACUACUAAAUAAAUAAUCCCCCUCUAAC
Sclerotinia trifoliorum is the source of this 1809-nucleotide messenger RNA. The record is from the annotation of a GenBank genome assembly. Lineage: Eukaryota; Fungi; Ascomycota; Leotiomycetes; Helotiales; Sclerotiniaceae.